AUUGCUUUCCCAUGAAAAAGGUGGCUUGGCAGAUCUUCAGAAGUUAAUGGUCUCCGGCUGGUUGGCUGGCUGCUGAAAAAGUGUCAACAGCGGACCAACAGCGCCCGUGGGCCAACAACUGUGGGAUGCCUCGGAAAAAGAAAAGUGCCCAGAGUCCCGCCCGAGCUCCAGGGCUGUCUACUGAGCGCGGAGUCAACUGGAACAGCGGUAAAUCCGUGGCGGACCAAGCCAUGGCAAGGAAUGAAACUAAAAACAGCAAUAAUGUGGGUGCUGGCCAGUCAACAAACGUACAAUUUUCAGGGAAAGAAGAGAUCGUAAAUAAGAUGCAAGAAAUGUUCUCUCACUUGGAACCCGAAGUGAUUUACCUUGUGCUGAACGAGUGUGAUUUCCGAGUGGAGCAUGCAAUGGACUCUCUGCUGGAGCUCUCUGUGGCUGCUGACGGAACAGCUCCAGGACCUGCUGUAGUCUCAGGGUUCGAGUUGGCGGCAGCACUCCUGUACGACAAACCCCAGCAGAACGAGCCCAGUGCAGAGGCCACAGCUGCCAAUGGACCCCCGGUACUGGGCGGCAAAAGAGAGGAAGGAGAGGAGACGGGGAAUCGCCUGACAGCAGAAUUCGACACACUCAUCGACAGAGAGAUGGAGAGCCUCUCCUCGCAGCCGCCACUGUUCGGCAGUGUGCUUCCGCCGAUCCCCCAAGACGCAGUGCCCAGCCAGGCUCUGCCUGAGUUGCUCCAGUCCAGUGUGGGGCAGGAUCAGAGGCCUGGGCUAGGCCAGCAGGUUCAGGCCGAGGGGGGGAGCAGGGGCUCCAGGACCCUCUCCCCACUGAGCGGACUGAGCUUCUCUGGGCCCCCCCUCCACCAGGAGGGACCAGGACUGUUGGAUUUCAGCCACCUAACCACAGACUCGGCCAGCCGGAAUCCCACACUCGACCUGGGCAGCCUUGGACGCCCUUCUGCCUUCCAGGCCUACAAGAAGAGCCCCAAGACCAGAGGGACCGAGGGUGGCCAGGCCACCCCCAGCACCUGCGGGGACGUGGCAUUACCCAAACCAGGGAACGGGUCAUCCUUGGGGCCGAGCGCAGAGGGGAAGGAGCCUCUGGCGACCCCAUCUCUGUUCUGGAACAUGCAGGCCCCAGAGUUCCAGCCCCAAAACCCAGGACCAGCUUUCAUCACCCCUGUGGUGUUGAACCCCAUGCCCUGGGGCUCUCAACCUGUGCAUCACUGGUUCAGCCCUGUCCCCGUGCAGCAAGCACCUCUGAAACCCGCCGCUACCAUCCCUAAAUCAUGGGCCCUGCCAGCGCCCUCCAGACCCCUGGUCCCCCUCAGGAGCACCCGGUUGGAGGGGAAGGUGCUGGUGCUCUUGAGAGGAGCUCCAGGAGCAGGAAAAUCCACUAUGGCCAGGAGUCUCCUUAUUCAGAACCCUGGGGGUGUGGUGUUGUGUUCAGAUGAGUUCUUCAUUCAAGACGGACACUACCGCUAUAACCCAGCUCUGCUAGGGGAAGCACAUGAGUGGAAUCACUGCAGGGCCAAGGAGGCUUUUGAAAAAAACAUGUCCCCUAUCAUCAUUGACAACACUAACAUGCAGUGUUGGGAGAUGAAGCCAUAUGUGGCUCUGGCAAAGAAGCACAACUACAAGGUGAUGUUUCGGGAACCGGAUACUUGGUGGAAAUUCAAGCCCAGAGAGCUUGAAAGACGCACCAAGCACGGGGUGUCCAAGGAGAAGAUCAGACGCAUGCUCGAGCGCUAUGAGCGCCAUGUCUCUGUAGACUCUGUCAUGCACUCCUUCGACAAGCGGCCAGAGCUGAGCGACAACAACAGCAUGGCCCUCCCCCUGCCAGAGACCAGCCUAUCACAGCCUUUACCGUCUGAGGUGAAGCCCGACCUGGUGGAAGAGCCCUAUUUGAGCCUGGGCUUAGCCCAGGGCUAUGGCCACGCCUACAGCCAUGCCCAGCUCUUCUCCUCCCUCCCCGACGUGUCAUCGGUGGGAAGAGGCUCAGCCAGAGAGCAGAGUCUGGGAGCAGGGGACAGCAGCAGAAGCAGCAGCCUCCAGGGCUUCAAUGUUUCGCUCCCCCCGCAAGAGCUGUUGGAUGCCAGCGCGCUGGACUGGGAGCUGGACACUCUCCCCACUCCCGAGUGUAACACCCAGGCUCCGGAGGGGGAGAGGACCCCAGAAUUCAGCGGGCAGAACCAGGACCGUGCAGAUGAACAGCCGGCGGCCUUCUCUGAGUCCAUCAGCCAGAGGGUGAGACGUGACCGGACACGACCGAGGCAGACCGAUGCCGGGAACGAGGACGGAGUUCAGCAGUCGAGCGGUAAUGACACACUCCCGGGAAAUGACAGCCAGUGUGAGUGGGAGGAGGAAGUUCCCGGAGUUAAGGCGGUCGGGUGCGACCGCGUGAGGCCGGAGCUGUUGGACUUUGUCGGGGACUGGCCUUCUGAAGGGAUGGAGCAGCGGGAGCAGAGGCUGAGGGCUGGGCGGGGGAAGGGGAUGCAGCUGGACGGGAAGAGCUCAGCAGAGCAGGACGGAAUCCCAAGAGCCAAAAUGGCAGAAGGAGCCGAACGAAACAAGUCAGAGUUCCAGAAACUACUGGACCUGUUACAAAUUGGCACCAGUUUGUCGCAGAAGGAAAGCAGCCCUUCUGUCAGCUCCCCUAUAGAUUUUAUGCUACACUCUAGCACUGAAGACCUAAGUAAAGACCCUGAACACGGCUUCCAGGGGAGCCAAAGCCCAGCUCCAUCCAGCACAGAGGGGUUGGAUCAGAAGGCUGGGAGGGACACCAGGCCAGAAAUACUGGACUGCGUUGCAGACUGGACACUCUCUGACAUCACACCUGUUAGGGAUGCCCCACAGAUCCUAGCAAUGGAGACUCCUCCCCCUUCUCCUGCCCGAACUGCUAUCUUCACCCCAGAAAGAGGUUCAGAACGGAAGAAGAGUGUGGAGGAGUGUGAGACCUCCCCUGAAUGCAGGAAGGACCUAGGGCCUGCUGAGCCGAAGGCAGAGUCCCCAGGGGGCACUGUUACGUCGCCGGUGUCAGGGGGCAGUCAGGAGCGGAGGUUCAGGCAGAGCCGGAGAUCAGGGAAGCAGUGCAAACUUGCUCUCACCUUCACCAGCCCCACUUCCCCCAGACCACUGGAAUCCCCGCUGGCCGCACCCCACUCUGCCACAAUCACCCCAGAGUCGCCUGCGCCUCGCCACACCCACCGUUCUGCACAGACCGACCCGGGCGACUUUGCCCUGCUCUGGAGACUGGACCGACAGCGGCAGGAAGACGUGACUGCCAUUCUGCCGGACGUGAGGGUGCUUGUGGCGAACUGCACCCAUUUCCAGCCUGGACCACUGGAGCCUCCCACUCCGCAGGUGGUGCCAUACCGCAUGGUGCACGAUAAGGGGACCCAGGUGGAGGAGCAGGACCUAGUUGGCAGCGACAGCAGCAAGGUCCAGGACCUGCAGAUCCUCUGCCGCCACUUCAAGCUGGUGUCCUCUGACACUCUGGAGGACCUGUAUGAUAAGUGCCACCAGGACAUCGAGUGGACCACCAACCUGCUGCUGGACUCUGGAGAGGAGCUCUUCAAGGAUGACGAAGAUGACCCCCCCCGGAGUGAGGAGGAGCAUCCUGCCCAGAGAAGCGGACUUGAUCCAAAAGCAGAUUCACCCAAAGUCUGUGGGGAGAGGGAUACUCCCAUCUUGCUUGGUGCAGAGCAAUUGAAAGGGCUCCCUGACCCUGAGAGCCAAGGUGUGGGAGCAGAUGGGAGUUUUUUGUUGGUGGAGACACAUCCUGUCCCUGAGGAGAGCCCUGCUCCUGAGGAGCCCACAGUUCGUGCUCAGUGCAGCAGUGGGUUGGUGGAACCAUCCCUGGCAGCUGAGGAGAACUCCACUGACCUCGCCAAUCCAGGGGAGCUUUCUAUAGGCCAACCCAAAGGGGAACUGGAUGCCCCCACACAGCUGCUGAACUCCAGAGAAGCAGAGGCUGCUGGGGGGCUGGCAGUGGGGUCCGAGUACCAAGCCGACCCUCCUCAAGAGGAAGGAAGUGCCGCACUCCUCCUAGAGGAGGAACAGAGCAAGGAACCGGGUGACCUACCAUCCCUAAAUAAGAUGACUUGGUCCCUGGUCUCCCAGCUGCAGGAGAUGAACAGGAGGGACAGACUGGAGGAGCAGAAGGAGAGGGACAGGGAAAGGGAAAGGGAGGGUGCAAAAGAGAGAGCGGGCCAAGCCAAGCAGGACCACACGGCCCUCAACAUCCAGUCUCUGGAGCUGAAGCUUCCUGCUGAACUGGCCUUCCAGCUCAGUGAGCUCUUUGGACCUGUAGGCAUCGCCCCAGGCUCGUGGUCCCCAGAGGACUGUUCGGUCCAGAUCGACCUGAACCUGGCUCGGCUCCUGCACCAGAAGUGGAAGGAAACGAUCCAAGAACGCCAGCUUCUGGAAGCACUCUCUUACCACCUUCUGCAGGAAAGCUCGGAACACUGGGGAGAGUCUCAGCCAACCAAGGGUGCCCCCACAGACGGGGCGUCGGCCUCCCACUUCCUGUUUGGCACCGAUGGCUUUCCAUCCCUCAGCCAAUCGGAAGCGGCAGCCCAGAACGUCCCCUUCAUGGACCACUGGAAUGCGCCCCAGAGCCACGUGUCCCUACGGGACAUCAUGCUGGAGGAGCAGGUCCUGCAGGAGCACAUGGAGAAGUCCAGAGAGAGUCAAGCAAAGGGCCGGAAGGACGGCGCCGCCCUGCUGAAGGAGCAGCAGCUGUACUCCAUGUUCCCCAACAUCGACCGCCACUUCCUCCACGACAUCUUCAAGGCCCACAACUACUCCCUGGAGCAGACCACGCAGUUCCUCACCUCACUGCUGCACGAGGAGCCCGUCAGGACUGUGGUGGCCUCGGACACGGCCCCGCCCAGUGACGCCCAGAGGGCCCGCAGUAACGAACGGCAGCCCUUCUGCCGCCCCACACAGAGGCGGAAGGGGAAGGAGGCGGCGUCAGUGGAGUUCCAGGACACGCAGGACCCGGCCUACGAGGACUUCCGCACGGAGGCCACGCUGCAGAGGCGCAAGCAACAGGAGAGCUUCAGCAAGGCCGCCGAGGCCUACAGGCAGGGCAUGAAGGACGUGGCCAGCUUCUACGCACAGCAGGGCCACCUCCACGGGCAGAAGAUGAGGGAGGCCAACAACCGUGCAGCCAUGCUGAUCUUUGAGCGGGUCAACGCCACGCUACUGCCAGAGAACAUUCUGGAUCUGCACGGCCUGCAUGUGGACGAAGCGCUCUUCCACCUACAGCGGGUUCUGGAGGAGAAGACCGUCGAGUGGCAGCAAGGGGGGUGCAGACCUCAACUGUCAGUCAUCACCGGAAGGGGGAACCACAGCCAAGGGGGCGUGGCCAGGAUAAGGCCCGCAGUCAUCGACUACCUCACCACCCGCAAAUACACGUUUACGGAGCCAAAGUGUGGACUGGUGCUGGUCACUCUACACUGAAAGGGGCCUGAACCACAGCUGCUAAUAUGUACAUCUCUCUCUUUUUGUAUAUAGAUUUGUAUAUUUGUAUUUGUACACAGAAACAGCAGUUAUUUUAUACUCUCUGAUUUUACUGAACUGUUUUAGAAUACUGUUAUAGCUGGAUAUGAGUAUAUUAAGUUGAUGUAUGCCUGUGUGUUAAUACUGAAUGUAAGUUUUGCCAUUUCUUCUGGGUACAGUUUUAAAAUGGCAGCUACAAGGAGCAUUUAUCUGGGGCCUUGACUUUCCAUGCCAGUUUUACAGAGAGAAUUUGCUGUUAUUUAUCCUGGUAGUUUUCAGUGAAUGCAGCAGUGAUUGAUUUAAAGUAUGUCUUAUUCUGUUCAGCGCAGAAGGCAUUGAUGGUUUUAGGAACCCAGAGUUUUGAAUCUUUACAUUGCACUACUUAUGAAAAAAGACUAAUUUAUAUGUAUGAAAAAAAUUCAUUCUUAUUUUUAUGAGUAUUUUUGUGAGAAUUAAAAUUAUUACUGUUAUUCCUGAUAAUUGAAAUGCUUAAAUGUGUUAUAAAGAGGUUCUAGAAGUAUAAAACAGAUUGAGCUCGACUUUAUACACUGUUGUAAUGAUUGACAGCUGUCACUUUGACCGUAUAUGGGCCCACACCAGUGUUCACCUCUGUGUAAUUGAUCUCUUGACCCAACAGCAGCUUUUGUUGGUAUUGCUGAUUUUCUGUUGAACUAUCCAAAGUAGCCCCUUAAAUUCAUCUUCUCCAAAACCCUUAGUCUUACCUUGACGUUUGUUUUUUCUUUUUGUUUUUUUAAAUGCUUGGAAUGCUUUUGUGGAUUUGACCUAAUUUAUACUUCAUAAGGUUGAAUAAAAUUUUACUUUUACCGCGACAAAGCUAAUCACAGCCUUCCUAUGUGUGUUUUUUCAGUACAGUUUUAUGAGAUGGGAAAUAUAUUUUAAGAUUUUAUUAUUUUUUUUUUUACAUCUGUUUAGAAAUAAAAAUGAUGAUAAAUGUAUUUA
Molecule: messenger RNA, 6461 nt
Organism: Conger conger (European conger)
Lineage: Eukaryota; Metazoa; Chordata; Actinopteri; Anguilliformes; Congridae
Gene: n4bp2
Product: NEDD4 binding protein 2
Exons: 16
Coding region: 126-5462 (1778 amino acids)
Molecular function (GO): ubiquitin binding
Source: RefSeq, a predicted model, not a curated record